GUCUAUCCGCGGGGAACGUGAACAUGACGGGCCGCUCUGUGCGCGCUCUGUCCGGAGCCCUGAAGCCGCUGUUCAGCCACCGAUCACCGCAGGUUUAUGAGGCGACAGCCCACAAGUCCACCUACACUACCAUACCUCCACCUGCUCGUUAUGGAGGCAGGCACACUGUGACUCUAAUUCCUGGAGAUGGCAUCGGACCGGAGCUGGCCAAACAUGUGUGUGAGCUAUUCCGAUUCUGCUGCGUGCCCGUGGACUUUGAAGUUGUGAAUGUGGACUCGACUCAGACCUCAGCAGAUGAUAUCAGUAACGCCAUAAUGGCUAUCAGACGCAAUGGAGUCGCGCUGAAAGGAAACAUUGAGACCAACCACAACCUGCCGCCCUCCUACAGGUCCAGAAACAACCUCCUCCGUACCACUCUGGAUCUGUACGCCAACGUGAUGCACUGCCAGUCUCUGCCAGGAGUGAGGUCGCGCCACAGAAACAUCGACAUCAUGAUCAUCAGGGAAAACACAGAGGGAGAGUACAGCAGCCUGGAGCAUGAGAGUGUGCCGGGCGUCGUUGAAAGUCUGAAGAUCAUCACCAGGACCAAAUCCUUACGCAUCGCCGACUACGCCUUCAAGACAGCUCGAGAGAAAGGACGCAGACGAGUCACCGCUGUACACAAAGCUAACAUCAUGAAGUUGGGCGACGGCCUCUUUCUGGAGUGUUGCAAGGAGGUUGCCAGUGGUUACCCUGAAAUCACCUACGACAGCAUGAUUGUGGACAACACAACUAUGCAGCUGGUUUCCAGGCCUCAGCAGUUUGAUGUGAUGGUCAUGCCUAACCUGUAUGGCAACGUUGUGAGCAACGUGUGUGCUGGAUUGGUGGGUGGACCCGGGCUGGUGCCUGGAGCCAACUAUGGCGAGAACUACGCUCUGUUUGAGACGGGUACCAGGAACACCGGGAAGAGCAUCGCUAACAGCAACACCGCGAACCCCACGGCCAUGCUGCUGGCCUCCUGCCUGCUGCUGGAUCACCUGAAGCUCCAUGCGUACGCCAGCAUGAUCCGCAGAGCCAUCCUCUCCACGGUCACAGACACCAGGCUGCACACUGCUGAUCUGGGAGGUCAGGGCUCCACAUCUGAAGUCGUCCAGUCCAUUAUGGAUGCUGUUCAGCGCGCUGGACCUCGCACACAGAGUAGCUAGAAACCACACAGGAGGGAUGACUGUUGGACUGUACCUAUGCUCAGGAGCUCUGAGCUAUAAUAACCACAUAACAGGAAAUAUGUUUGAUUGGAAGCCUGGACUGAAGUUGUAAUGUGUGCUUUUAUUUCCUAUGAGGGUUCAGUGGCUUAAAAAGCCCUCUGUAUCAUGCAGAAAUAUAUAUUAGUAUAUUAGUAUUAGAUUUCUUGAAAUAUCUAUAUAGAUAUAGAUAGAAUCAUGGUAUUUACUUAAUGAAACAAAAAGUCCUACAGGUAUACACAAAUGCCUUGUUUUGCAGGUUUCCUAUAGGUAGACCAACUAGGAGUGCCUGGCUGGUCUGCCUGGAGUAUUAAAGAGCUGGUUCUCUCAGUCUUUGUUCGCCAUGGACACAGCUCCAUAUUAUUUUAGUUGGUUUCAGCCUGAUUAUUUUAGGUUUUAAACUAUGCAACAUCAUACACCAGGAAUUCAAACACUCAACCAACUGCUGACACACUGAUAACACCAGUAAAACUCAAAGCUAAUUAUGGUUUCUGCUUCUUUUGUGUAAUAAGUGGUUCAGUUUUGGUGCUGGCUGCAUCUUUCCAAUGAUUUGUCGUGGCGCGUGACAGUAAUUGUUCGUUUUGUAAACUUUUGUAGAGUUCUGGUAAUACAGAACAGCGC
Molecule: messenger RNA, 1841 nt
Organism: Archocentrus centrarchus (flier cichlid)
Lineage: Eukaryota; Metazoa; Chordata; Actinopteri; Cichliformes; Cichlidae
Product: isocitrate dehydrogenase [NAD] subunit gamma, mitochondrial-like
Exons: 12
Coding region: 24-1184 (386 amino acids)
Biological process (GO): tricarboxylic acid cycle; isocitrate metabolic process
Cellular component (GO): mitochondrion
Molecular function (GO): NAD binding; magnesium ion binding; oxidoreductase activity, acting on the CH-OH group of donors, NAD or NADP as acceptor
Source: RefSeq, a predicted model, not a curated record